This is a messenger RNA of Eurypyga helias (sunbittern), 339 nucleotides long. Its product is annotated as methyltransferase-like protein 7A. The annotation marks the transcript as partial. The transcript has a single exon. NCBI's taxonomy places the organism in Eukaryota, Metazoa, Chordata, Aves, Eurypygiformes, Eurypygidae. The record is from RefSeq and is a predicted model, not a curated record. Gene Ontology annotation, molecular function: S-adenosylmethionine-dependent methyltransferase activity.
CUCAUAUUGUUGGGAUUUGGCACUGGCACUGGCUCCACUUUCCAGCUCUAUCCACCACACUGCCGGCUGACGUGCAUCGACCCUGACCCCAAUUUCAGCAAGUUCCUCCUCGAUAGCCUCUCAGAGAACCGGCACCUCAAGCCUGAGCAUUCAGCAGUCACGUCCGGCAAGGAUCUGUGUCCAAUACCGGGCGGCAGCGUGGAUGUGGCGGUGUGCACCUCCGCGCUGUGCUCCGUGACCAACGUCAAGCAAGUCCUGACGGAGGUUUUGGGAGUGCUCGGGCUGACAAGAUGGGGUUGUGCCGAUCUGUGUCGUGAUAAGCCAAGUUCUGUGUACUGA